UGUCUUUCAGAACCCUCCAUUGAAAUCUGACAUGCUUUUUUCUUUUUUCUGAAACUCCACAUUCUCCACCAUAAUCUCAAAAGCUUGUGAAAGUUAACUCCACAACCAAAAGUUUUAAAUCUCAUUUCAUUAUAUAUCCCCACACCCCACUUUCAUAACCAUCAUUUUUCAUGCAACACAUAUUCAAAGAGUCACUUUAUUGUGAAAUAUAUACUUAAGAAGGUUAAAACUCUAUCUAUUUUCGGCGUAUUGAUGAGUUCUCUCUCGGUUCAAGUUGGUAGCAUUCUUUACAAAUUUGGACUCAACCGUCUAGUUGUGCUAUCUGAGAAGAAAAGUAAGUGUGUUAUGAAUCCUCAAACAAACAUAUACAUAUAGUCGCUUUGGUCAGCUUGAAGAGAAGCACAACACAUUUCAGAUGUCAUAGUUUUUCUGCCUUCAAUUUUUCUUCACUAGCAUUGGACAUUAAGUUGGUCAUCAUUAUAUUUUCAACAAAAGAAGGAAGAAUGGGAAUUCAGCAAAAGCUCAAUGCUUUCCUCUUUCAAGUAAGCAUUGUUUUUCUCAUCUUUCUCCUUGUUAGUGCAUCUCAUGAGCACAAGAAAGCUAAAGGCAGGCAUUCAAGCAAAAAAGAUCAUCACAUCAAGAUGAGUUCUAGACUUCAGUUCGAAAUCACAUUACAUGGGUUUCUCUUGUGGGCUUCAAUGGCGUUCUUGAUGCCUGUUGGCAUACUAGUCAUUAGACUGUCCAACAGAGAGGGGAAUCGAAGAAGGCUUAGAAUUAUAUUCUAUGCUCAUGCAGUUUUGCAGAAGCUUGCCGUACUUCUUGCCACUGCCGGAGCAAUCAUGUCCAUAAAAAAUUUCAACAACUCCUUCGACAAUAAUCAUCAAAGAUUAGGAGUGGCAUUAUAUGGUAUUAUCUGGCUGCAAGUUCUAGUUGGUAUCUUUCGACCACAAAGGGGAUCCAAAAGAAGAAGUCUAUGGUUCUUUGCACACUGGGUAAUGGGAACUUCAGUGUCAUUACUGGGUGUCUUGAAUGUAUUUAUUGGUUUACAAUCCUACCAAGAAAAAACAUCAAAGAGCAUAAGAACUUGGAGUAUACUUUUCACUGUUCAGAUAUCUUUGAUUGUUAUCUUCUACCUUCUUCAAGAAAAAUGGGUCUACAUACGAAACCAAGGAGUGAUUUGGGACAACUAAGUACUAACUACUGAUUCCUACUUAUCAAGAAGCCAAGUCAUGCUAAGAAAGAUGAAUCAAUGCCUUUCCAUGGAUACAGGUAUUUGAAACACAUAAGAGCACUGAUGGAUGUGAAUUUCUUUCCAGAGAUAAAAUGUUUGCUGUUGUUGUUGUUUCUUUUUUUUUUUUUCAGAGAAGGCACAGU
This is a messenger RNA of Cajanus cajan (pigeon pea), 1374 nucleotides long. Its product is annotated as cytochrome b561 domain-containing protein At4g18260. Lineage: Eukaryota; Viridiplantae; Streptophyta; Magnoliopsida; Fabales; Fabaceae. The record is from RefSeq and is a predicted model, not a curated record. Gene Ontology annotation, molecular function: transmembrane monodehydroascorbate reductase activity; heme binding.